GAGAACCCCUGGGGUUGGUGGACGAAGUUGUUGUACAGCAUAUGAUAUAUAAAAUUUUAUUUAAUAUCUCAACGUUAGAUAAAAACAAGAUCAUUAAACGCAUUUCACAAGGUACCUCCGGCGAAGAUGAGUCAAGUUACCGUAAGACGAGCUAGCAGAUCCGACUGUGGGUCGAUUUACCAACUGGUGAGAGAGAGAGCAGAUACUCGUGGUGCAAAAAAUUCUCACCGCGUAUCCAUAGAAGGGUUAGAAGAUAGUUUUGGUUCAAAUUCCACCUUCAGUUUUCUGGUUGCUGAGGUGAAAAGCAGCUUGGUUGGCUAUGUCCUUCACUAUUAUUGCUACUCCUGGGAAGGACGCACUAUCUGUGUGGAGGACUUGUAUGUUAGACAGACUGAAGACUGCGGAAAUGUUGCUCAGGCAUUAUGGAGAAGCUUGGUUAAGAUUGCCCUAGAAGAAGGAUGUAAACAGUUCAACUUUCCUCCUUUAAGAGAAAAUGAAUAUGAGUUUUAUCAUCACAAAGCAAUAAAUAUGACUAAAACUAAUGGAUAUCAGUACUUCAGGAUGGAACAAGAAGCUAUGGAGAAAUUUGUUAAGAUGAACAAGAUACCAGAGGGAAUUAAGGUAAGAGAAGCAACUUCAGCAGACUGUACUGGCAUUAAUCAAUUGAUAAAGGACUUAGCUAUGUAUGAAAAUGUGCCGGACAAACCGCAGAUUGAUGCAAAAGCACUAGAAGAUGAUGGUUUUGGAGACAAGGUGUUCUAUAAAUGUUUUGUAGCAGAAAGUGAAGAUCACCUAAUAGGACAUACACUCUUUUUCCAUACAUAUAACUGGAUGGGUCGAGGUGUGUAUAUGGAAGAUCUUUAUGUGGCACCUUCAUACCGUGGGAAAGGUAUUGGUACAGCACUGUGGAAGCAAGUGUUAGAGGCUUGUCUAGCUGUUCAGGGAAUCAGAUGUGACUUCUGUGUACUUGGCUGGAAUAAGCCUAGUAUUAUGUUUUACAAAGGGAAAGGUGCCAAAGACAUGACCGAGGAAAGUGGCUUUAUGUAUUGUGUAAUGCCCAAGAAAGUAAUGGAGGAUUUUUUGCAAUGAUUUAGCCUGAAAUCCGAAAAAUGUAAUUGCUAAAGUGGAUUAGAGUAAGGUCAGUUUGUAUUUUUUUUCUUUUGUAAGUAGGAAAAAUAAAUACUGCUAUAUUACUAAGAAUCACACAUUUACACGGCUAAUUUUAACUUUGUUGUUUUAGCUAUCUAUAAAUUAGAAAUGAGGACAAAAUUCAUUAUUUUUGGUAUAUAUAUAUAUGUAUA
Messenger RNA from Penaeus vannamei (Pacific white shrimp), 1301 nucleotides. RefSeq lists its product as uncharacterized. NCBI's taxonomy places the organism in Eukaryota, Metazoa, Arthropoda, Malacostraca, Decapoda, Penaeidae. The record is from RefSeq and is a predicted model, not a curated record. Gene Ontology annotation, molecular function: N-acetyltransferase activity.